AUGAGGCUCUCAGCAGGGUCGCUUCUUGACCCAAUGGCAAACCUCUACUCGACCUUCGCGCUCCUCCUCCUCCUCGCAUCCUCAGCAUACGCGCAAAGCGACCUUCCAGACCUAAGUACAGCCGAACGACCAGGCGAGGCAAGCACGACCGCGGACGCACCAAGCACGACAACACGAGGCCGCGCAACAACCACAGAAGCCGAAUCCACAGCCGAAUCCACAGCCGAAGCCACAGAGACCGCAGAGCCUACAGAAUCCUCCGACGAAAGCACCGCCACAAGCGACGAGACCACCACCGCCCUCCGUGCCGCACCCGUUACGUCCGCGCCUUCUAUCCCCACAUCCUCCAUCUACCACCUAACCAACGUCCCCACCAUCGCCGGCGCCGGCAUCCCCACAAUGGUCGUCCCCUACACCGCAAACGCGCCCUUCAUGCAGAAAACCACCCUCCCCGAAGGCACCGUCUUCAUCUGCGCAGGCGCAAUACUCGGUUUCCUCGGUGCCUCCAUCCUCGCCUGGCGCGGGUUGGUCGCCUGGUCACUGCAUCGCUCCGUCAAGCGCGCCGCGCUGGGCCAGAACUACCCGACCGACCUCAAGUCCGCCUUCCGCGCGCCCGGCGGCGGCCAAGGCGGGUUCUACAGCGCCGCCGCACAGGGGAGCGCCAUGUCGCUCGACCGGCUCAACAGCGCUGCCGGCGGCGUGGGCAAAGCACAUCGCGGCGCGACCACUCCGUCCCGAGGGAGUCUGUUCUUCAGCCCGACAGCCGACACGGGGAUGCACGGCGCCCUGGACCGCAACUCCGCAUACCUCCCCGCGGGGUUCUACAGCGCCACCGCCGCCUCUCCCGCCGGCGGAGCAGGGACAACGCACAUCGGUGGCAGCCCCAGCACCUCUGUGUACGGCUCAUCCGCACAGGGCUACUCGCGCACGCGGAGCUACGUCGAUGCCACCCCGCCAGCGAGCCCCGGCCUGCAUUCGCACAGGAGCACCAUGCUGUCUGACCGCGGUGGAAGGGGGACGCCGGAUACGUACGCGAGGAGCUCGAUGGUGGGGACGGUGGGCGGCGGGUACAUGGGUGCGCUGGGCCAGUCGGGGAGCUCGAGUACGCUGAACUUGACCGUGCCGGGGGGUACGAGUGCGGCGGGUGGCAGGGCGCCUAGCGCGUAUUUGGAGGAUCUGUUUGAGAGUCAUGGACAGGAGGGUGCGGGGAGGUAUUAG
Molecule: messenger RNA, 1218 nt
Organism: Coniosporium apollinis CBS 100218
Lineage: Eukaryota; Fungi; Ascomycota; Dothideomycetes
Exons: 1
Coding region: 1-1218 (405 amino acids)
Cellular component (GO): fungal-type vacuole
Source: RefSeq, a predicted model, not a curated record